AUGCAGGCUUCGCUGCAUGAGGCGGCCUCAGGUUCAACAGACAGAGAUGUCCAGGCAAAUGGCUUGGAAUUCGACGCGUCAGAGCGGCUUCGGCUCAUGCAGAGUGGCUUGCCGCUUUGCAUUUUCUUGGAGUCGUCAGAGGUGGUGGCGAUAAAGCCUCCGGCUCCUCUUUACAUAUUUGUUCCGCGAGUUUCGUACUUGCCGACACUUAUAGACAAGUGCCACGAGCACUUCAAGCCGUACAUCCAGCCGUCCUUUGGCCAGCCAGCAUCGCCAUUCUUCGACUUUGGCGGAAUACCGAUUGACUGGCGGCUGCCGAUUGGCGUUGCAUUCGAUAUAUUGAGUGCUAUGAAGGGAGGGAUCAAAAAGCGGCUGGCUGCUUCUGUUGAAGAUGGCUCUGCAGUAGAUGCGGGUUUUCGUGAACUUGCGGCGUGUGGGUGUGACGUGCAACUACCCUGGUGUUUGACGAUUCACUUCCAUGGCUCUGCCUCUAGCUACCUCAGCGGGGGUUCCAACAAGGUGUUUUCUUCCCCCGGGUUCGUUGGCUGGGCGGGUUUUGAGAGUUUCUUCAUCAAUUCCCUUAAACAGGCGACGUACAUUAUCAACGGUUCUGCAGUGCCUUUCCAGCGACUUCCGAAAGCCGCUGAAAUGCAACUUCUUACCGCUUCCCGUACGGGAGCGAUUGCCGAAUUUCUCGACGGUUGCAGUCAGUUACUGCCGCCUAUGUCACCCAAACAUUUUCGACGCAUUCCUGUGAGGAUGUAUAUUUGUGGGCCUCCGUGCUUUGAACUUUCUCUGAGCUUCCCUUGCUUCCAAACCCACAGAUUCUCUACUCCAGCAAACACCCUCGACGACGUCGGCAACCCGUUCGCACCCAGCGGAAGCAGUUCCAGCCUCAGCAGCGGGCAGGAGGGAACAGCUUCAUCUGUUCAUGAUGCUCCAUCCUGUGCUGCUGCUGCUGCACCCCGUUACCCUCGAGGCCCCAACACCGCUUCUGAGACAGGGGCUCUCUCCACACUGGGCGACCUCGUCCACUACGUGUUGCCGCAGCUGUUUCCCAAGGUGACGCGCAGCAGCUCACAGCAGACGGCAUCCCCAGCAGCAGCAGCAUCAGUAGCAGCGGGAGACAACUGCGAUCCGCUGGAGGAACAGCUCCGCAAGAAGCAGCAGGUAAUUGAAGAGCCCGGAUGUGAUAUAGGCAGGCGGUCAUGUUGUGUCAUCGUUCACGGCAUUCAGCCGCUCCUGCAAACCCCUCUCUUCUGGCUAGCUGCCACCGCCCCUCAGCUAGAUCUCUUUCUGCAUAUUGUUGUUCUCGUCGAUGAAGCCCUCAUGGGGAGUAUAGAGAUCCCUUAA
Eimeria maxima is the source of this 1353-nucleotide messenger RNA. Its product is annotated as autophagy protein, putative. The coding region runs from base 1 to 1353 and encodes 450 amino acids. The transcript has a single exon. Gene Ontology annotation, cellular component: Atg12-Atg5-Atg16 complex; phagophore assembly site membrane; cytoplasm. Lineage: Eukaryota; Apicomplexa; Conoidasida; Eucoccidiorida; Eimeriidae. The record is from RefSeq and is a predicted model, not a curated record. Gene Ontology annotation, biological process: autophagosome assembly; C-terminal protein lipidation; nucleophagy.